This is a messenger RNA of Nicotiana attenuata, 399 nucleotides long. RefSeq names its product peroxidase 49-like. NCBI's taxonomy places the organism in Eukaryota, Viridiplantae, Streptophyta, Magnoliopsida, Solanales, Solanaceae. Gene Ontology annotation, biological process: response to oxidative stress. The record is from RefSeq and is a predicted model, not a curated record. Bases 1 to 399 code for a protein of 132 amino acids. Gene Ontology annotation, molecular function: heme binding; peroxidase activity. The transcript is spliced from 3 exons.
AUGCAACUGUUUCGUGAUCCUGUUUCUGAUUUGAUGAGAGGGAAACAGUGGCAUUACUUGGAGGACACAACAUCGGGAAGAUUGGUUGCGAAUUCAUUCGGCCAAGGCUCAGUAAUUUUAUGGGGACAGGGACUGUCAGUACUUUCCUCGUUUGGAACAUCAUUUGAUAAUCACUACUACAAGAAUUUGAUGAGAGGACGAGGGGUGCUGUUUGCUGAUCAACAGUUGAUGGCUAAUGAAAAGACAGCAGCGGUGGUGAUGGAUUAUGCUUUGGAUGAGGGGACUAUAUUUAGGACAGAGUUUGCUCAUGCCAUGGAUAAAUUGUCAAAUAUUGGUGUUCUUACUGGAUCCCAAGGAGAAGUUCGGCACAGUUGCUCCCAUAUCAAUUCUGAUCAGUGA